Molecule: messenger RNA, 1581 nt
Organism: Geosmithia morbida
Lineage: Eukaryota; Fungi; Ascomycota; Sordariomycetes; Hypocreales; Bionectriaceae
Product: [histone H3]-lysine79 N-trimethyltransferase
Exons: 2
Coding region: 1-1581 (526 amino acids)
Biological process (GO): DNA damage checkpoint signaling; DNA repair; regulation of transcription regulatory region DNA binding
Cellular component (GO): nucleus; nucleosome
Molecular function (GO): histone H3K79 methyltransferase activity; histone binding
Source: RefSeq, a predicted model, not a curated record
AUGCCUCUCUUCAGUUCGAAAAACAACAAGUUCAAGGCAAACCCGCCCAAGAUUCGCGUCGAAAAGGUCGCCGUCAGCCGCCCCGCUCCGAAGCCGGCGAUCCCGUCCUCGUCCAGCGCGCGCUCCCCCCUCGCCACCGCAUCUGCCUCUUCAUCCUCUGCCCGACCCUCGCCGCGACCCUCGCCCAAGCCCAAUCCGUCCUCUGGUCUCGCCCGUCGCCAAAGCAGCCACUCACCCUACCCUUCGUCGUCGGACGAGCGUCGCGGGACAAGCACAACCUCCACCAGCACAGCAGACCGGAAGCGCAAGGCCGGCGGCUCCGGCGGCUCCUCGUCCCGCAGCGGUUCCGCCGCAGUACGCAGGUCGCCAGCCGUCGAGCGCGUCAAGUUCGACAAAGACAGCGACGCUGAGGACGACGAGUGGCUGACCCUCGAGACGCGCAAGCGACAGCGUCAGGCCACCCAUGACAGCCGAUCCGAGGACCUGAACCGCCGACUCGGCAACCCGCGCUCCUUUGACGGUCACCACGAUGACCUCGAGUUCGUUCACGCCGACCAGCUAGCCUCUCUCGACAACCGAUGCGUGCCCGUCAUGGGUGCCGUGAAGGAGGAUGUUGACAUACAGUUGCAGUACCCGAGUCUAUGUCCGCGAGAAAGAUUUCAACUGGUAUGGGCCAAGGACAAGAUCGACGCCAUCGAUGCGAGCAUCAAGGUCGUCCGACUAGUGGCGGAAAACUACCUCGACGAGAACGCGGCCGAGCCGUUCACCAACCACACGACAGGUCUAAUACGGCGGCUGGAAAAGGCGUCCAACCGUAACGUGCAGGACCUGAUGGGAUUUAAGGCUGCCCUGAGCGAGUACAACGAGACGCUUCUGCAGCUGGUCGAGGAUGGCGUCGUGUCCAGGAACCUCGAGUCGCGCCACGAGCUACCGCGCCACCUGGCCGCCUUCAUCCUCGACCAGAUAUACGACCGCACUGUGGCGCCCCACGUUGACCUGCUGGCCAAGUACGAGAACGGCACCGAUUUCGUGUACGGCGAGCUGCUACAUCCCUUCGUGUCCAAGAUGCUUGUCGACGACAUCAAGAUGAGCUCCAACCAGGUCUUUGUCGACCUGGGGUCCGGCGUCGGCAACGUCGUCCUUCAAGCCGCCCUCGAGGUCGGCUGCGAAAGCUGGGGGUGCGAGAUGAUGGACAACGCAGCCAACCUGGCAGAAGCCCAGCACCGAGAGUUCGCCGCCCGCUGUCUUAUGUGGGGCAUCAAGCCCGGGGAGACGCAUAUUGAGAGGGGUGAUGUGCGUAAGAACAUCCGCAUCCAUGAUGCCCUCAAGCGCGCAGAUGUCGUAUUGGUCAACAACAAGGCCUUUACAGCCCAACUCAACGACGACCUCGUCCGCAUGUUCCUUGACCUCAAGUCUGGCUGCAAGGUCAUCUCGCUCAAGUCGUUUGCCGGCGAGUCGUCGAGCUACAACGUCAACGACGUCGGGAGCACCAUCCUCGAUGUCGAGGAGCACACGUACCCGGAAGGGUAUGUGAGCUGGACCAAUGCGGGCGGGGCGUAUUAUAUCGCCACACGCAAGUAA